AUGAGAUCUUCGGUACUUGGGUUUUAUAUCUAUUUAUUCUUCCUGCUCUCCCUGCUCUUCACUGCUCACCUCAAAGGUGCAUCUGAGGCUCAGCCCAUCUCUCGGUCAGAACUGGCGGAUUUCAAGGAUCUUCUGGAGCGCUUUGAAAAUAAACUGGAGUUGGCAGAAAGAGGAGGACGUGAACAAGAUCUGGAUGAACCUAAUGAGGAACUGGUGGGAGACGCAGCCCAGCCUGUCUCUUCCUGGGACGGCGAAUAUCCGAGACCGCAAAAGGAAGGCGGCAUGAGCCGCGUCAACUGGCAGUCUCAGGAAAGAGCGCCAGGAGCUGUGCAGAACAAACUGGGGGGGUUUCUCAAUGCCCCCCGCAGGGUAUCCAACUGCUUUGGACAACGGCUGGACAGAAUAGGGUCGGUGAGCGGACUUGGAUGCAAGAGGAGUCACACUCUCUGUGAAAACCAGAUUUGGCGAAGGGGAGGGGAGGGCCGGACUGUGGCCGCAGAGGAAAAGCCGGGUGGCAGCGAUGCAGGGAGGGUUAUGCCAGGGCGAGGGAAACAGCCACCUGCCGAGGACAAAGGAGCGGGCAUGAACAAUACCACCCCUGGCCCUUCCAGGCGGCGUCUGGCUGAGACAACAGGAAAACUCAGAAGUUAUACGGGGACGCGCUGCGGGUCACCCUAG
Candoia aspera is the source of this 678-nucleotide messenger RNA. It is a transcript of the gene NPPA, whose product is annotated as natriuretic peptide A. NCBI's taxonomy places the organism in Eukaryota, Metazoa, Chordata, Lepidosauria, Squamata, Candoiidae. Gene Ontology annotation, molecular function: hormone receptor binding; hormone activity. The coding region runs from base 1 to 678 and encodes 225 amino acids. Gene Ontology annotation, cellular component: cytoplasm; extracellular region. The transcript has 4 exons. Gene Ontology annotation, biological process: receptor guanylyl cyclase signaling pathway; negative regulation of systemic arterial blood pressure; neuropeptide signaling pathway. The record is from RefSeq and is a predicted model, not a curated record.